This is a messenger RNA of Labrus mixtus (cuckoo wrasse), 1373 nucleotides long. RefSeq names its product outer dense fiber of sperm tails 3-like 2a (gene odf3l2a). Gene Ontology annotation, cellular component: cytoskeleton. The coding region runs from base 573 to 1343 and encodes 256 amino acids. The transcript has 5 exons. Lineage: Eukaryota; Metazoa; Chordata; Actinopteri; Labriformes; Labridae. The record is from RefSeq and is a predicted model, not a curated record.
UUUUCCCUGACUAACAAAAAGCAGGCCAAAUUUUAAUUCUCAGCAGUCCACGGUUUCAUUACAGCUACCCUGAGCUUGUCCAAUGACCACUUUCAACAGAAGAGCCGUGUAAGUCCUUUCAUAUUUAAUGGCUUUUGUACGGGGAUGCUAUUAGUUACAGCAUGCAUACUGUAGUCCAGUUGUAGUAACACAAUGCCUCGGAAUAGGGUGACUAAUGAAUCACAUCAUGUGAUUAUAGUUGCCUUGCUCUGGGACUUAAACAGAGCUUAAUCUUUAGCGUUCAAUUAUCUUUAAACAGCCAUCAAAUGACAAGACAUCACAGAGGAACAACGAGUGGACAUCCUCCUCGUUAGUCCAGACAGAGUCGUCCUUUUGUCGCCCCGGGGACCUAAGGGAAAAAAACAGGGUGGAGAACAGGUCAGGGCGUAUCCGGGGGCCUCGGUCAAGAUAGGGUUUCUUCACCUCCCUGGUCAUGUAUUAUUUAGCCAAGGAGGCCGAGGAUCACCUGGAGAGAGUCACAACACAAGUCACCGAGGGUUUUCGAAGAGGAAGACAAGCGAGGCUGGCAGAGAAUGCAGGAGGUGGUGAAGAAACGGCCGAUAAUAUCCGCAAGAGAAAGAGGCCCGGGCCCCGGACGCUACGCUCUGCCCCCUACAGUCGGAUACAUCAACCAUGACUUCACCAAGCCCAGCAGCCCAGCUUACUCCUUUCACAGUCGACUGAGCAGCGCCAUGGUCUCAGUGGACUCCAGCCCAGGACCUAGGUACCACAUUGAUGCCAAGGUCACCCGUUUUGGGAAGAUGGAAACACCCUCAUACUCCAUUCUGGGCAGAGGAAGGCGCACCGGAACAAAAGGUGAAGUGUUCCAGACUCCUGGGCCGGGGGCCUACAGCCCAGAGAAAGCUCCCCCCGUCAAUGCUCACCACAGACCACCGUCCUACACCAUCGGCAGCCGCACCAGAUAUCGCUCUGUGGACGCUGUGCCAGCACCAAACAGAUACAGCCUUCCUAACCUGCUGGGCUGUCAGGUUCCCCAUAAACCAUCCAGCGCCAGCUUUAGCUUCUCAGGCCGCAGGAAGAUCGGAGCUCCAUCAGAGGACCUCUCUAUGAGCCCUGGACCAGCGAAAUACAACAGCAUCCAUCCAGAUGUCUACCGCCAGCGUCAGCCCUCCUUCUCCAUGCAGAGCCGCACAAAAAGGCCUAAUAAUGCGUCUGAUAUCCCCGGGCCCAGCACCUACAGCCCAGAAAAAUCUUACGUGCACCUCCCCAAACCUCCGUCCUGCACUAUGGGCAUCAGACACUCUGAGUUUGUCACGCCACUCGUGGUGCACGUAGUGGACUGAAAGGACAAACUAGUUCGAUACAAAUGCUUU